AUGGCUAACCCUUCUGGUCGCAUUGCUGGCCCCAUACGAUGGCAUAUUUACCGUGAACCACAACCCCCGAAUACUCGCAUGGCCCUAGGGAGUAUUCUCACGAAGCCUGACGACCUCGAGACUUCACUAAAUUAUGAGGGUGGCGGUAUUGAGGAAUUCCCUCAAAACAAGCGAGAAGACUGUACUCCGAUGGUGCGACGCAUCAUUAAGUCGGAGCUAUCGAAAAGUGUCGGCGGGAAACUCAGCGUUCUCCUACCAACAAUGCCUUGGGUCAAUGGCGGGGGUGGCUUGGGGGCUGAGCGCUCAAGCGACACCCAAGCAACAUUCGAGCCAAUGAAUAUCCGCGCGCAGAUUAUAUCCCCUGAUACGGCGAAGGAGUACAUGAAUCGGGCUCUACUAACUCCGAAGGUGCUGGAAUAUGUGAGGGGAUGCUUGUUCACCAAGCCUUUAUAUCUUAUUGUUGGUGUCGCAACAUGUAAAAACUUGACUGGAAGUGAGACACGCUCUGUGAAAAGGACCGCAUCCGCCGAUGUCUCAGCAGAUGUUAUGGGUGCACAGUUGACUGGUAGCGUCUUGGCAGCUAAUGAGGAUUCUGUCGGGGGCGAGUAUGUUGUUGACGGAGAAUGUGAUUUUGCUUACCGCGUAAGAGAAUUUCAAUAUUCACGGACAAGGAAGAUAUUCAAAAAGUCAAGCGAUGUGACUGAUGGUGCUAUGUUCGGUUUGGAGGAUGAAGACUCAAGUGACGAGAUGGAAGACGAUGCCGAGGAAGUGCCUGAGUUCGAAUAUUUUGAGGAUGAUGACGAAAAUAUCGAGUCAACCGGGUUCACACUUGAGGGGACAUCCGAAGAAUAA
Messenger RNA from Hypoxylon trugodes, 852 nucleotides. RefSeq lists its product as uncharacterized. Lineage: Eukaryota; Fungi; Ascomycota; Sordariomycetes; Xylariales; Hypoxylaceae. The transcript has a single exon. The record is from RefSeq and is a predicted model, not a curated record. The coding region runs from base 1 to 852 and encodes 283 amino acids.